Messenger RNA from Diaporthe batatas, 918 nucleotides. Its product is annotated as F1F0 ATP synthase subunit 5. The record is from RefSeq and is a predicted model, not a curated record. The transcript is spliced from 4 exons. Gene Ontology annotation, cellular component: membrane. The coding region runs from base 86 to 760 and encodes 224 amino acids. Gene Ontology annotation, biological process: proton motive force-driven mitochondrial ATP synthesis. NCBI's taxonomy places the organism in Eukaryota, Fungi, Ascomycota, Sordariomycetes, Diaporthales, Diaporthaceae. Gene Ontology annotation, molecular function: proton-transporting ATP synthase activity, rotational mechanism.
AAGACGUCGCAGCUCCGUCCCGGACCAAGUUCGUCAAUUGAAAUCUCGACGACCUCCGAUCCAAGACCCUUCCCCCACAGUCACCAUGUUCUCGAGACAGGCCCUGCUCCGCUCAGCUCGUGCUGCAGCUCCCUCGCGGGCGAUUGCCUCGCAGGCUCGCUUCUACGCCGCCGCCGCCGCAACCGAGCCCGUCAAGCCUCCCGUCGCCCUCUUCGGCCUCGAUGGCACCUAUGCCACUGCCCUGUACACCGCGGCCGUCAAGUCCUCGUCUGUCGACCCGACAGCCACCGCUCUGAGCAAGCUGGGCAACCUGGUGUCCCAGGAUGCGAAGCUGGCCACCAUCCUCGAUGCCCCUACCCUGACCCCCGCCGACAAGUCCGCCAUUGUCGCCGAGCUCGAGAAGACCGCCGGCACCAACGCCACAGUCAAGAAUUUCCUCCAGACCCUGGCCGAGAACAACCGUCUUGGCCUCCUGGGAGGUGUCUGCACCAAGUUUGGCGAGCUGAUGAGCGCCGCGCGCGGCGAGGUCGAGAUGACGGUCACGAGCGCUACGCCUCUGGACAACCGGACCCUGAGCCGCCUGGAGACCGCCGUCUCCAAGUCCUCCUACGUCGGCCAAGGCAAGAAGCUCAAGGUCACCAACGAGGUCAACUCUGACAUCAUCGGUGGCCUGGUUGUUGAGAUUGGUGACCGAACCAUCGACCUCUCCGUUUCUUCCAAGAUCGCCAAGAUGAACAAGCUCCUGACUGACACCCUGUAAAUUACUUCUUUUAUGUGAGACGAAGGGGGCAGGGGAAAGGUGGCGACGGGAGAUGCACGGGGUAACCAGUGAGCCUCCGGGCCGAUGAUACUGACCAGCAUCUGUUGUUGAAUUGAGCCGAAAUAGAGAGAUCAUACAUCCCACAUCCUUUCCCGCCA